Messenger RNA from Ctenocephalides felis (cat flea), 334 nucleotides. RefSeq lists its product as uncharacterized. Lineage: Eukaryota; Metazoa; Arthropoda; Insecta; Siphonaptera; Pulicidae. The transcript has a single exon. Bases 1 to 219 code for a protein of 72 amino acids. The record is from RefSeq and is a predicted model, not a curated record.
AUGGAAUCUUGGCUUUUGGAUGUCGAACGUGUCAGAAUACCAAGACCAAAAAUUGGCUGUGGAAAAAGUGCCUUGGUUUCUGGCAAAAUGAGGUUGCAAUCAGGAAGGCGACCUCAAGAACCUCCAAAGGACUACCAUGAAGGUGCCGUGGCACAACUGAGCUCACGAGUAGGCCAAGAUAUGGAAGACCUGAGAAGAUCUUUGGAGGAGAAACUUUGAAAAUGUGAAAGAGAAUCUUUGAUAUUGGUGUCUGAUUGCAUGAAUGAUGGAUGAGAGUAUUUAGUUAUAAGAAAUAUAUUAUUAGCUCAUAAAAUAAAAGUUUAUCCCACAAUCA